AUGGCAACUGAAGCUCUAGAUGCAACCGCAAUCAGCCGAGAUUUAUUCUCUGCAUCAAUUGGAUCAGUGGCAUGCUGCUACGUAGGUCAACCAUUCGAUACUGUCAAAGUGAGGAUGCAAACUCGACCUGAUCUAUUCACUGGAAUAUACUCUGCAUCAGCUUCGAUGCUCUCGAAUGAAGGUAUUGCGUCAUUUUGGAAGGGAUCAGUACCUACUGCUGGUGGGAUGGUUCUCGAAAAUUGUAUGGCAUUUGGUGUGAAUGAAGCUUUAAAACGAACCUUUCCAGAUAAUGAAGGGGGUUCUACUGAAGGAGGAGCCCCAAAUUUAUUGAAGCCCUUUCUCAUGGGGAGCAUCACUGGAUGCUUUAGUGCAACAGUUCUCCUGCCGAGUGAAGUUGUCAAAGCAAAAACGCAAGUCGUUGUUGGAAAACCCGUGUCCUCGCAAGAAAUUGUGCGCAAGAUGAUAAAGUCACAAGGGAUGAGGUCGAUGUUUGUUGGCUUGGACGCACAACUGUGUCGGGAUGCUCCGUUCUACGCAUUCUUUUUUGGAGGGUAUGACCUUUUUGUGUAUGGCUUCAGGACCUAUGUACCAAGUAUGCCAGAGGAACUGAACUACUUUCUGAGUGGUGGUUUUGCGGGCAUGUUUGGCUGGACCAUGGCGAUGCCUUUUGAUGUGCCAAAGACAAAUGUUCAAUCUCGCUAUGAUACAAAGGUCGUUGGGAGCUAUUUUCCAGAAUUGAUGAAGAUCAUCAGAGAACGAGGCUUGACGGGACUGUAUAGUGGUUUGGGGCCAACUGUCGUGAGGGCUUUCCCCGCAAAUGCUGCACUGUUCCUUGGUGUGGAGAUGGGGAAGAAGUUUUUUGAUAACCUAUUUACACCGUAA
Molecule: messenger RNA, 882 nt
Organism: Cylindrotheca closterium
Lineage: Eukaryota; Bacillariophyta; Bacillariophyceae; Bacillariales; Bacillariaceae
Source: the annotation of a GenBank genome assembly